This is a messenger RNA of Moneuplotes crassus, 1925 nucleotides long. Lineage: Eukaryota; Ciliophora; Spirotrichea; Euplotida; Euplotidae. The record is from the annotation of a GenBank genome assembly.
AUGGGGGAGGCUGUCGUGAUAGAUAUAGACAGUUAUGUGCAAGACUGAAGUAUACGACAGAGUAGAGGAGGAUGAGGAAAUGAGUCAGGGAAGGGAGAAGAAUUCAAAGCCAUUAUUGAUAUUUGAACACAAAUUGAAGCACAAGGCUCAACUGUUAGCCUCUAUUUUCCAGAAUUUUGCAAAGAAAUUGAGAAGCUCCAGAAAUUAUUGACCCAGAAAAACAAGCCUAAAGGAAAUACAGAGACCAAUCAAGUAUUCAGAGUUAACAUUGUAGUCGGUCCCCAAUGGUUAUUCUUUGAACUAGGAUCUCAUUCUUUUGCUGGGCAUGAAGUCGCAGUCUACUCAAACAACCCGAAUUUCUUCCAUAAGCAAUUCGUCGACAUGUUCCAGCUGAAAUGUGGAAGCAAUAAGAAUAUUUCCAUUAAACAAAAAAGGAUGGAAAAGCUAUUGGAAGACUUAGAACUAAUGAAAUCUCUCACAGAAUCAACUGAUACAGAAGAAUCAAAGACUGAUCCAAAAUUAAUGAAACACAACAAAGAGAAAAUUUAUCAAAUCAAAUUAAAAGAAGGAAAUAAAAGUAUUGAAACAGGAAUCUCAGAUUCUGAAACAGUGGUUGGCCCAUCAACCACAACAGGAUCUACUGUAUGCUCUGAAAUAGAUAAAGAAAUGGAAGAGCUUGAAAGGAAAUUCAACCUUGACAAAAACUAUAAAAAUUCACUUGCUGUGCUAUUAGAAAAAAUCCCCAAAUAUUUUAAUAAAACAGAUGAAAAUAACGUGCUAAAAUUCAUGAAUGGACUUGAAAAUCUAGUAAACCAGCAUCUCAAUAAAUUUCAAAAAUCAUCAAAGAUUGAUCUUUGUACUUCUGAAAGGAAAAAUUAUUUCCUUUUUGUUAGGAAUUUCCUUUAUAAAAACAAAAUCAUCGAAUGUGAGAUUCUGAAUCUAUGGGUAAACACACAUCAUGGAGACACAGAAGAGAAGAUAAAAGAUUCCUACACAGUGAAAGUAGACUUUGACAAAAUUGAUAAAGUUUUGGCUGAGCUCAAAGAAACUAAAUCAAAAUUCUCGUUCAAGGGAUAUCAACUGGUAGAUAAGAUUAACAACUAUGGAUCAAUAUGUCACGCAGCUGUUAAGAAUUUGAUAAUAAAUGAUCUUAUGAGCUCUGAUAAACCAAUUAGUUCAAUCAAAAGUCUGACUCAAAAUAUUCACCAUGUUUUGAAAUGCAUUUAUAACUCAAAGACAGUGACCAAAGAGCAGAAGUACGUUAUAAAGAAGGAUAAGAGAGUUAAGUACCUGAUUUGUGAAAUAUUAAGAAACCGUGGAGUCUGGGAAGAAAAAGUGGAUGGAUCUGCAGAGAUCAACAAGGCAAGAUGAGAAGCUCUCUUUCAUGAGUUGGAGACUUAUCCUUCUAAAAAGAUGAUAAAUAAACUGAUUUGAGAAAUCCAGAGUAUUGUUUGCAACAGUUAGAUCAUUUAGAAGGAAUGUGAAGAUUUCUAGAAUAAUCCUUUUUGUUAAUGAUAACAGAUACCUCAGAUCGGGCUUUCGGGUAUACAUUCUUGACUUACCAGGAUUAGUGGACACUUUCUGAUUAGUUAAUAUAUUGAUCAAAUGAUUUGCGAAGAUAAUUUGGAUGAAUCUUCAAAUAUCCAACAUUUAGCUUUAUUAAUAAGCCUGAUUCAAAUUUAGACCCAAUACUUAUCUAUUUUCUCCAACAAACUUCGAUACAUUCAAUGCACUGAGCUUACCUCCUUAGCCUCUAUUCGUUCCUUCUUCGUCUUUAAUUUUAAAGCCCAGGUUGGCAGGAAGGCACAAUAGCUUUUUGGGAAGCAGACUUGGGAAGUGGAGAGGAAGAUGAGGAGGAGAGGAUGUGUUGGAAGGGGAAUUUGGGAUUUUAAAGGGGUAGAGAGAGGCUUUGGUUGUAAUUUUUU